UUCCUGCACCGCGCCGCCACUUGCCGGUUGCUAAGCAGUUACCAUUGUUUCUGUGGCGAUUGCGGAGGCUGUUGCUAAUUGGAGAAGCCCCGCUGAGCCGCAGCAUCUCCCCUGUUCGGAUCCGCUCUCUGCUCCUUGCAUUUAAAGAGAAAACUAGGCUGGUCUACCCACUCGCCCUCCCCCACCCGCCCCAAAAUAGCCGUGUGGUUUCGGAAGCAUGGACUAAAUCACACCCCUCCCCGCCGAUUGGACUCUGGUGGCUCGGAACUCGCCGUCAGAUCGCACCUGCCCCUGUGCCGGUGUGCGCCCUGGACGGGGGACCAUGACUACAGCCAAGGAGACCAAUGCUUCAGGGAAAUCCGUGCAGCAGCAGGAACAGGAGCUGGUGGGGAGUAAUCCUCCACAAAGAAAUUGGAAGGGAAUAGCGAUUGCACUCCUUGUGAUUCUGGUCAUCUGCUCCUUGAUUGUCACCUCGGUCAUACUGCUGACACCAGCGGAAGAUAAUAGUCUGUCUCAGAAGAAGAAGGUCACAGUGGAAGAUCUCUUCAGUGAUGAUUUCAAAAUUCAUGACCCCGAGGCCAAGUGGAUAAGCGAUAAAGAAUUCAUCUACAGAGAACAGAAAGGAAAUGUGAUACUACAGAAUGUUGAAACAAAUAUUUCUACGGUGUUAAUAGAAGGCAAAAAAAUUGAAUCAUUAAGAGCCAUCCGAUAUGAAAUCUCUCCAGAUAAGGAAUAUGCUCUGUUUUCAUACAACGUGGAGCCAAUAUACCAACACUCCUACACUGGAUACUAUGUCCUGAGCAAAAUUCCUCAUGGGGACCCUCAAAGUCUGGACCCACCGGAAGUGAGCAAUGCGAAGCUUCAGUAUGCAGGGUGGGGCCCCAAAGGCCAGCAGCUGAUAUUUAUCUUUGAAAACAACAUCUACUACUGCGCACACGUUGGGAAGCAGGCCAUUCGUGUGGUGUCUACUGGGAAGGAAGGCGUGAUCUACAACGGUCUCAGUGACUGGCUGUACGAAGAGGAGAUUUUGAAGACCCACAUCGCCCACUGGUGGUCUCCGGACGGCACGAGGCUCGCCUACGCCACCAUCAACGACUCCCGCGUGCCCGUCAUGGAGCUCCCAACCUACACUGGCUCCAUCUACCCCACAGUGAAGCCCUACCACUACCCCAAGGCUGGAAGUGAAAACCCCAGCAUUUCCCUGCACGUCAUUGGCUUAAAUGGACCCACCCACGAUCUGGAGAUGAUGCCACCCGAUGAUCCACGGAUGAGGGAGUACUACAUCACCAUGGUGAAGUGGGCCACCAGCACCAAGGUCGCGGUGAACUGGCUGAGCCGGGCGCAGAACGUGUCCCUUCUCACCCUCUGCGACGCCACCACCGGGGUCUGCACAAAGAAACACGAGGACGAAAGCGAAGCCUGGCUCCACAGACAGAACGAGGAGCCGCUGUUCUCCAAGGACGGCCGGAAGUUCUUCUUCGUCAGAGCCAUCCCACAGGGGGGACAAGGGAAAUUCUAUCACAUCACCGUCUCAUCGUCCCAGCCCAACAGCAGCAACGACAACAUUCAGUCCAUCACAUCUGGAGACUGGGACGUCACCAAGAUCCUGUCCUACGACGAGAAGCGGAACAAGAUCUACUUCCUGAGCACCGAGGACCUGCCUCGGAGGCGACAGCUCUACAGUGCCAGCACGGUGGGCAGCUUCAACAGGCAGUGCAUGUCCUGUGACCUGGUGGAGAAUUGCACCUACUUCAGUGCAUCCUUCAGCCACAGCGCGGACUUCUUCCUCCUCAAGUGCGAAGGUCCUGGAGUCCCCACGGUGACAGUGCACAACACAACGGAUAAGAAAAAAAUUUAUGAUCUAGAAACAAACGAACACGUAAAGAAGGCCGUACAUGACCGACAGAUGCCGAAAGUAGAAUACAGGAAGAUCGAGGUUGACGAUUACAACCUCCCCGUUCAGAUCCUCAAGCCCGCGACCUUCACCGACACGGCGCACUACCCCUUGCUCCUGGUGGUGGACGGCACCCCCGGGGGCCAGAGCGUGGCCGAGCGGUUCCAGGUGAGCUGGGAGACGGUGAUGGUGAGCAGCCACGGGGCCGUGGUGCUCAAGUGCGACGGCCGCGGCAGCGGCUUCCAGGGGACCAAGCUCCUGCACGAGGUGGGGCGGCGGCUGGGCGCCCUGGAGGAGAAGGACCAGACGGAGGCCGUGCGGAUGAUGCUGAAGGAACAGUACAUCGAUAAGGCGCGUGUGGCCGUGUUUGGGAAGGACUACGGCGGGUACCUGAGCACUUACAUACUCCCAGCGAAGGGUGAAAACCAGGGUCAGCUUUUCACCUGUGGCUCUGCUCUCUCUCCAAUAACAGACUUCAAGCUCUACGCGUCUGCGUUCUCCGAGAGGUACCUGGGCCUCCACGGACUUGACAAUAGGGCAUACGAGAUGACCAAGGUGGCUCAUCGAGUGUCAGCCCUGGAAGAGCAGCAGUUUCUAAUCAUUCAUGCAACCGCUGACGAAAAAAUCCAUUUCCAGCACACGGCGGAACUCAUUACACAGCUAAUUAAGGGGAAGGCUAAUUACAGCUUACAGAUCUACCCCGACGAAAGCCAUUACUUCCACAGCGCCUCCCUGCACCAGCACCUGUACCGGUCCAUCAUCAACUUCUUUGUGGAGUGCUUCCGGAUUCAGGACAAACUCCCCGCAGCCACAGCGAAAGAGGAGGAGGAGGAGGACUGACCCGGGAGCCGGAGCCAGAGCCAGCCCUGAGCACGGCGGGGGCUCCCCCUGGAACAGUGUGCGGCCGGGACCCCGCCCCCCUCUCCCGCAGAGGCCGGGUCGGGGCAGCAAGUGUGAUUUCCAUAGCAUGUGUCCCGAAGGCGGUUUUGCUUCAGAAACCAGCUCCUUCCCAGGCCGAGACGCGUCAUC
This is a messenger RNA of Herpailurus yagouaroundi (jaguarundi), 2923 nucleotides long. RefSeq names its product dipeptidyl peptidase like 6 (gene DPP6). The record is from RefSeq and is a predicted model, not a curated record. NCBI's taxonomy places the organism in Eukaryota, Metazoa, Chordata, Mammalia, Carnivora, Felidae. Gene Ontology annotation, biological process: proteolysis; regulation of potassium ion transmembrane transport. Gene Ontology annotation, cellular component: plasma membrane; voltage-gated potassium channel complex. The transcript is spliced from 26 exons. Bases 323 to 2734 code for a protein of 803 amino acids. Gene Ontology annotation, molecular function: serine-type peptidase activity; potassium channel regulator activity.